Molecule: messenger RNA, 947 nt
Organism: Cydia pomonella (codling moth)
Lineage: Eukaryota; Metazoa; Arthropoda; Insecta; Lepidoptera; Tortricidae
Exons: 2
Coding region: 604-879 (91 amino acids)
Molecular function (GO): protein binding
Source: RefSeq, a predicted model, not a curated record
UAACGAAAUGGCCUCAUCUCAGCAUGUUGCUGGCGACGUCCAGCACUGUUCUCCCGACGAGACCAUCAAGUGAGAAAUAAUCACGGAAGGUAACAGACGAAGGGAAAGAAACAUAAAAUAAACCGAAAAAAAAAUACACACUGUAGACAAACUUAUACAAAAAAGAGAUACAACAUGACGACAUACAUAACACUAAGUUAAAAUAAAAUGCUGAUCUGAUGACGGGGACAGGAGGUGGCCAAUGACCAUGGUAUCUCUGUGUAAGAACAACGCAACCUAAUUUUGAUUGGGGUCGGGGUUUUUAGAAUUAUCUCGAUGAGUAUUAGUUGCCUGUGGGAAGAAAAAUAUAGUCAGCGAUAAAAGCUUGUACCAUAUACUUUUGCCAAAACCUUAUUUGCAGAUAAAAACAACACAAAAUUAUUACAAUAUUUUAUUGUUUAAAUGAUUGCCUGUAAUAGAUGCAGGUUUUGUUUAAUCGAUUCGAUUUAACACCACGCGACUCUCGUCCCUACACUGCAGGAAACGAGAGAUGUAGCUGAUAAUUGCUUCGAUAAAAUAAGUGACAAAUGGAACGCCACAGUUGUCAAUGCUACAGCAAGGAAAAUGAGACUGAUUUCUCAAGUUUUGAACUGCAAUUUGCAUCAGCAGCAACUGCAAUCACAAUCAGAAAUGGUCCUGCUAAGUGUAGUGGCGGCCGAGCCUGAGCCAGUUGACUAUGACACUGCGUACCCUGAUGGAUUAUGCGGCUGCAUACCCGACCACACGUUCUGCGCCAACGACAUGAAGACCUACACCAGCGUGUGCCAGUACGGGUGCAAGCACCCCGGCGUGGACGACUGGUACAUUCUGUACGACGGACCGUGUGCUGUUCAGGGUUAAACAAAUGUUUUUACGUAAUGACGUAUAUCGGUUAGAUCUACCAAGAUUGCAAUAAAAUUUUAAAACUU